CCUCCCUCCCACCGAGAUGCAACUGAUCGUGGGCAUCGGAGGAGUGACUAACGGUGGCAAGACAACACUGACAAACAACCUCCUCAAAUCGCUGCCCAACUGCUGUGUGAUCCACCAGGAUGACUUUUAUAAGCCCCAGGACCAAAUAGCAGUCGGGGAGGACGGCUUCAAACAGUGGGACGCACUGGAGUCCCUGGAUAUGGGGGCCAUGCUGGAGACCGUGCAGGCCUGGAGACGCAACCCCCGGAAAUUCGCCCGCACCCACGGGGUCAGCAUCCAGCCCAGCCCCUCGGACCCUCACAUCCUCAUUCUGGAAGGUUUUCUGCUCUACAGCUACAAGCCCCUGGUGCACCUGUACAGCCGCCGGUACUUCCUGACCGUCCCUUACGAGGAGUGCAAGUGGAGGAGGAGUACCCACAACUACCCGGUCCCUGAUCCCCCCGGCCUCUUCGACGGUCACGUGUGGCCCAUGUACCAGAAGUAUAAACGGGAGAUGGAAGCCAACGGUGUGGAAGUGGUGUACCUGGACGGCACGAAGUCCCGUGAGGAGCUUUUCCACCAAGUCCUGGAAGACAUUCAGAACUCACUCUUAAACUGCUCCUAGGGGGGUGCUGGGAGAGGAGGGGCUGGGCCACAUCCAGCUGGCUCAGCCCCCCAGUUCUGCUCGCCUCGCCGGGCCGUGGGGACCCCUCCGCAAUCCUGGCCACAGCGGGGCAGGCUGCUUUGUCCCCUUCCUUUUGGGGAAGUCUGUACCUAAGAGAGUGGACCCCCCCUUCACAGCCUGGCACCCCAGGGCUCCAGGAUCCAGCCUAAGAUGUAUUUGUAACCUCACGUGGCUUACGUAUUAAACCCAGUCCUGAUUUUGUAA
Choloepus didactylus (southern two-toed sloth) is the source of this 868-nucleotide messenger RNA. RefSeq names its product nicotinamide riboside kinase 2 (gene NMRK2). Bases 17 to 604 code for a protein of 195 amino acids. The transcript has 7 exons. The record is from RefSeq and is a predicted model, not a curated record. Lineage: Eukaryota; Metazoa; Chordata; Mammalia; Pilosa; Megalonychidae. Gene Ontology annotation, cellular component: cytoplasm.